CCCAUGAAGAAGCAGCAUCUGAUUUUGAGAUAAUGCCUUCUACUUCUACAAAGCUGUCUGCAGUUUUAUCAGAUAGUGAAAAAAGAUUGCAAAGUGUCUCCACCGAUCCAGCUGUUACUUUUACAACUAGUGAAAUACUGUCAAUGUCUGCAUCAUUGCAGAUAUCUAAUUCCACAGAUAGCCAGGUUUUACCGCAAACUAUUUCCAUAGAUUCAUCUAAUGCCCUGAUAAAUAGUGAAACUUUGUCACAUCCUGCUUCAGUCGUACCAUCUGCUACAUUUAUAACUGGUGACAUAUUGCAGGCUACCUCAAAUGAUUCAUCUCCUUCAUCUACUGAAAACAAAAUAUCAUUGUGGCAUAGCACCACAGCUCAAUCUUCUACUCAACCAGACAGUGCAGGCACAGAAGUGUUAUUCAAGCCCACGUCAACCAGUCCAUCUUUCAUCACAGAGAGUGAAGUGUUAUCCCAAUCUACUUUAACAGGCCCAUCUAUCAUCGAAGCAAGAGAACUGGUGUCUGAGUCUACCUCAACUGAAAGUGAGAAAUUAAAACACGACCACAAUGUCAUCACAACAGAGAUUUCACACAUUCCUGGCACGGAUUUGGAAUUAUUUCCAGAAAUUUCUCCUCCCUCUGUGCUCCCAAGUGAUUAUUUGGAACUUGACCUUAAUAUUGCAUCUUCAGGCAUCCUUUCAUUUGAAAGUGUGUCUGAACCACCUCCUCUCAAUCAAUAUUUUGCUGCUACAUCAUUUCAGCCAAUUGACAAUGCUUGGAAAAGCAUGUCAUUUCUAGAGGAUAACAUGAUGUCAACAGAUGAUGUUCCAAAAAUGGAUGCAACAACAGCUUCAUCAGUUUUAAUGACCUCAACAACCCAGCUGCCAGAUACAUCAAUCACAUGGCAAAACAAAGAAAGUCUGACUAAACCACUUAGUGAACCACUAGUUCCAGAAGAUGAAAAAUCUUCAGGAAUUGACUUUCUCAAGGAAUUCCAAGUACUUUCUUCAGGAGCUGUAGAAGUAGAAGGAUCACAGCCAUAUAAUUCAGCAUUCCGGCUUACUCCUUCAUUAUAUCUGAGAAAAGAAACUGGAUAUGUGUGUCCAGAUGGAAUUCCCUCUGAGUAUUCCAUUAUCGCUACAUUCAGGAUGUUGGGAGAAACCACACAAAGCAUUUGGAAUUUAUGGGAAGUCAGUGACAUAAAUGGAAGGGAGCAAGUCGGCAUUCGUUUCUUUGGGAACUCAAAAUCUUUGGACCUUUUCUAUAGAACUUCAGAUAAUAACGUCAUCUCCCAAACAUUCAACAAUGUGCCUACACUUUUUGAUGGAUCCUGGCACAAAUUAGCACUAAGUGUAAAUAAAAGAAAGGCCAAAUUGCUAAUCAACUGUACGCAAGCCAGUGAACUUCUGCUCAAUGACCAACAUGAAAUUAAUGGAAAUAGUUACACUUCAAUUGGAAAAAGGAUGCUGGACAAUUCAACAGCUUCACUUGAUCUGCAACAACUAGAGCUGCACUGUGAUCCAGAAAAAGCCUUUUCAGAAGGAUGCUGUGAAUUAUUUGACUUUUGUGACAGAAUUUCAGAAUCCAGUCUUACCAGGAAUCCACAGCAUUGCAAAUGUUCCCAUGGAAUAACUUGGCAGCACGAUAACACAGGCUUACAGGGGGAGAAAGGAGAACAAGGCAUGGCUGGAGAACCUGGAAGGGCAGGGGCUCAGGGUGUAAGAGGUCACACUGGUAUGUAUGGAAGAGUUGGUGACACUGGACUUAGGGGUAUAGCAGGAAUCAAGGGAAAUAAGGGAGUAGAAGGAAGACCAGGCCAAAGGGGUAUAGAGGGUCCUAAAGGUUAUAAAGGAUUGCAAGGAACCAUUGGAUUUAAGGGAGUCUCAGGAUCACCUGGACUAAGAGGGCAAAUGGGACUACAAGGUGAAAAGGGAAACAAAGGUGAAACAGGACAUGAAGGCAUAUGGGGAUUACAGGGAGUGAAGGGUGACAAAGGAUUCCCUGGUAUUGAAGGCAAACCUGGCAUAAAAGGAGCCAGAGGUCUUGUGGGUGAUCCAGGGUCACCUGGUAGGAAAGGUACCAAAGGAAAACUUGGAUUUCCAGGAGCUGAUGGGUUACAGGGAGAAUCUGGACAUAAGGGAAUAUUAGGAGAUCUAGGCCAACCUGGAAGAGAAGGAGUCCCUGGCAUUGAGGCAUAUCAAGGACCACAGGGUCUGCAAGGACCAAAAGGCAUUAUUGGACGAAAGGGAGAGAAAGGAUUUCCAGGACCACGAGGUAACGAGGGUCCAAUGGGGAAACCUGGACUGAAAGGCCAAAAAGGAGAUAUGGGAAUACCUGGCUGGCCUGGGUAUGUUGGGUAUCCUGGAAUUCAUGGUCAAAAAGGAGACCCAGGAAUGAAAGGACAAAAGGGUGAUACAGGUCCUAUUGGAACAUUGGGCAUUGAAGGUCUCAAGGGUGAAAAAGGACACCAAGGAGCAAAAGGAGAACAUGGUGAUGAAGGAGAUCGUGGACCAGAGGGUCCCGAAGGUAAACGAGGGCCUCCUGGCAAACCCGGUAAUCGGGGCCCAGUUGGAGGACAGGGUAUACGUGGUGAUACAGGCCUGACCGGAUCCUCUGGAGCUGCUGGACCUCCGGGGCCAGUCUUCCCCGCCAGUCAUGUGAUUGAGGUCUGCAAAAGACUUGUUCUUGAACAAAUAUCACUAUAUGCAAGUUUAGUGAGACAAAAGUGUUCCAAUGCAUGCCCACUUUAUGGAAAUGUUCCAAUGGGACCUCCUGGACCAGUUGGUGAGAAUGGACAACCUGGAAAAUCUGGCAAACCAGGAAUUAAUGGACAGGAUGGACAGCAAGGCCUUGAAGGGUACUAUGGAGAACCGGGUGAUCCAGGAUUGCAAGGACAGAAAGGCAAUCAUGGAGACAAAGGUGAUCAAGGUUCUCAAGGUGUUGGCCUCCCUGGAUUUAUAGGAGCACAAGGCUCAAGAGGUGAGCAUGGAAAGUCUGGAUUAGGCAUACCUGGACAACCAGGGCAACAAGGUCCACGAGGUCAUAGAGGGCAACGAGGCUUAAGAGGACAUCAGGGAUAUAGGGGACCUCCAGGUGUGUGUAUCACAACAGGAUGCGAGUGGAAUAGGAUUUCCAGUGCCCCAGUUCCUAACACUGAAAAUCAACAUCCUCAGCCACAACGCAUUCAACUUCCACAGAAUUUCAUUGAUCAGGAAGAGUAUGUACAGAUUACAAAAACAAAAUUUAGAAGCAAUUAAACAAAUACAUUUAUUGAAAUAUUUUAGUCUCAAUCCUAUUUUCAAAUACAUGUUAAAAUGUAGAUUUUAAGCCUAAAUGAUAGGAAUUCUUGUAAUACAACAGUAAAUUUGAUAUUGUAAUCAGCCUGAAAUAAAUUUUUAACAACUA
Chiloscyllium plagiosum (whitespotted bambooshark) is the source of this 3399-nucleotide messenger RNA. Lineage: Eukaryota; Metazoa; Chordata; Chondrichthyes; Orectolobiformes; Hemiscylliidae. The record is from RefSeq and is a predicted model, not a curated record.